AAUGGCAAAAUCAUUUUCAUCAACAUCAAUUAUGUUUAUCACCAUGGUGACAAUCAUUACCAUGUUUGUCGGUUGGUCAUUGGCUAUUGGCCGUAAUCCAACACCUGUUGAACAUAAUGCUUGUCGUGUUAAAUGGUCUGAACAUGUUAAUGAAGUGAAACGUACAUAUAAAGAUGAUCGUGCACGUGUUGUUGCUAUAAAUCGAGGAUUGGAUGGUGCACCAUGUAUGACAUCUUGUCGUAUUAUAUUCCGUGGUAAUCAAAAAGAUAUGGAAGAUAUUUAUACACCAGAUGAUGUACAAUGUGCAAGUGGAGCUAAUCCAAGAUUUUGCCAAAAAGGACGAUGUGUUUUGCCAGCCAAAUAUCGUAAUGGACAGAAUGAUGAAUCGAUUGAAGUAUAAAGUGCAAUGAAUAAUCCCAUAAUCGAUGGAUAUCCGAUGGCGAAUAUUUUUGAACAAUUAAAUUAUUAUAUUUCCCGUUUCUUUGAAUCGAUUACGUUUAUUUUAUUAUUGGAUAAUAUUCAUAAAUAUUCGUAUUUUCCAUCCAUUGAAUCAAUAAUUUUCUCACUCUCUAACUCAUUUAAAAUUCAUUGAACACACACACACACACA
Molecule: messenger RNA, 609 nt
Organism: Dermatophagoides farinae (American house dust mite)
Lineage: Eukaryota; Metazoa; Arthropoda; Arachnida; Sarcoptiformes; Pyroglyphidae
Source: RefSeq, a predicted model, not a curated record